This is a messenger RNA of Chiloscyllium plagiosum (whitespotted bambooshark), 5053 nucleotides long. The record is from RefSeq and is a predicted model, not a curated record. NCBI's taxonomy places the organism in Eukaryota, Metazoa, Chordata, Chondrichthyes, Orectolobiformes, Hemiscylliidae.
AUUCCAGCAUCUGCAGGUUUUUGUGUCUAAUCUGGAUGGGUUUUUGCAGCUGACAUUUCAACAUUUCCUGAAACUUUUCCAGCAUCGACAGGAUUUUGCUUUUAUUUCACUUUUACUGGCGCAAAGAUCUGAAUCCCUGGCAAUUUGUUUGCUUGAAAUAGAGCUCUCUGAAACCUGCAAUUUAGUGUGGGACUGGAACAGGGAAGAAAGUCGGCAGAGCUGGUCUCUCAGCGUCUAAUCCUCGCUCUGUAAAUGCUACAGCUCUUCGCUCCUCCUCCUCUGGACCUGACCUCACAGAAACUCUCCUCCCCGGAGCCUCAAACUACAACUACAGAAGUGAGGACGCCAGCUGGAUAGGAUUCCGGAACACAGACACAGGCACAGAGAAGGAGAAUAAACCCAACUCCCGGAGUUAACAUCAAGAGCAGGAAAAGAUGUUGGUGUUUGGUUAUGCUGAUGGAUCUGGUUCACCCUCUGUUAAAUAAGAGCAGGCUGAAGACACAGAAUUACUAUGGCAUCACUCAGUGAAGAGGAGGGUGACAUUGGAGACUGGCUGGCCACCAUCCACUUGGAGAAAUACAGAGAAAAUUUCAUCCAGAAUGGGUUUUACACACCCAAGGACUCUAUCCAUUUUAACAAUGAAUCUCUUCUUCAGAUUGGUAUCAAAGCCACUGGGCAUCGGAAACGCAUCUUAAAACUUGUACAACAGCGAAGUCUGACCCCUACAGAUGAGCUUUUGAGCACCACCUCUGACGAGCUUGAUGGUGAUAGAGAUCGAAUGUUGGAGAGAUCAAGAGCUGAUGGUGAUGGGAAAGAUAAUUUAAAUGUCAUUGAUGCUGAGCCAGAGGAACCAGUGAUAAAGCCUAUUCCCAAGCCUCGGACAUUGUUCAAUAAAAAUUCUUCAACACCCAAACAUCAAGCAACAACAGGAUCAGCAUCGGGACAUAAUUCUAAUCUGGUUCUGCCACUGGAAGUAUUUACUCCUGCUGAAAUAGCUGGAGAUAAACCUGAUUUGACAGAGAGGCAAUACUCAUCAAGUGAUGAAAAUGCAGUUUGGACUCCAUCAGAGGAAGUGGUUCCCAAGGCAGAGGAGAAUAUUCCCCCAGUUCCACCACGAAGUAAUCGGGGGAAACCUCCUGCCUGCUUUAUGCCAAAUACAACAACCUCCUUUGAUUCCGACCAGUCUGGGACACAGUCUAUACCUUCUAUGUCCAAGCCUGCUGAAAACCUGAAGGACAUGCAGUUUCUUUCGAGUUUUUCUUCACACUCCCUACCCUUGAUGUCUUUAGCGGACACAACAUUUGCAGGAGAAAUGGUUUCCAAUGAACUUUACACAGAAGUGGCAACCUCACCUGAGAGGAACCGGAGUCAAUCCUUUUCUGUUUCAACAGGGAAGUCAUUAAGCAGGAGGCCAGUCCCAGAACUACCGUCCAUGUUGACCAGACCAGAUAUAACAACACUUCCACCAAGGAAAAGGCAUUAUGAAAUGGACUCUGCCCAGAAAUCAUUUCAGAUGAAAGGUGAAAACACAAUGGCUUACUCUACAAUAGGGGAGAUUCCAACAAACAGCCCCAGCACCACUGAACCUUCAUUGUAUUUCACUGAAGAGUCUGAAGAUGAUCAAACAAUAUCACCCUACGCAAGCUUCCAUGCUGCACCUGAGCAAGGAAAAAGCAUGAAAUGUGAUUGGUUAGAGAAACUCUCACCACAAGGAAGUUGCGUAUUCCAAAGACGUUACGUGAAAUUUGAUGGGAAGUGCCUGAUGUAUUUCGGCAAUGAAAAGGAUCCAUACCCUAAAGGAGUAAUCCCUUUGGCAGUUAUACAAAUGGCAAGAGCAGCAAAGGAAAAUAAAUUUGAAGUAGUCACAAGCCACCGAAUAUUUGUUUUCAGGGCAGAAAAUGAAGGACAGAGAAACGAAUGGUGUACACACUUGCAGAAUGCUGUCAAAGAAUAUCAUUUCUCCUCCUCUCGUCGCGUUGGAUCAAUGGCCUUCUACCAGAAGUACAGUUGCCUGGAGAUGAAGGGAUACAAAUCGAAAGUGUAUGGUGCCCUCUGUACUGACAUCUUGUGGCUGUACAAAAAUGAGCAGAGUUUUAAAUCUGGGAUUGGAAUCACAAUGAUUGGAGUACAGGGAUCUACGAUUCGUGAUGUUAAUCGUAAAAGUUUUGAGAUAAUUACUCCUUUGAAAACUUUCAGUUUUACAGCAGAAUCUGAACGAGAGAAGAAAGAAUGGAUUGAGGCACUUCAGGACUCGAUUGCUGAAACUCUGUCUGACUAUGAAGUGGCUGAGAAGAUCUGGUCUAACAAAUCAAACAAAGCAUGUGCGGACUGCAAAGCACAGAAUCCUGACUGGGCAUCCAUUAACCUUUGUGUUGUUAUCUGUAAGAGAUGUGCAGGUGAACAUCGGGGCUUAGGAACAAACAUUUCAAAAGUACAGAGCUUGAAACUUGACACAAGUAUAUGGAGCAAUGAAAUUGUACAGCUUUUCAUUGAUUUAGGGAAUGAAAAAGCGAAUCAGUUCUGGGCUGCACGGAUGACUCCAGGAGAGGAGUUGGAUACAGAUGCCACAACAGAGAAGCGGAAGGAAUUUAUUAAAUUAAAAUAUAGAGAUGGCACUUUCAGAGGACCUCAUCUUAAGUUUGCAACACAAGAUGAACUGAUUAAGGCACUUUGUUCAGCGGUAAACAGUUCCAACAUCCUGCAGACAGUGACUCAGAUCUUCUCUGAAGCAGGCAGAAUGAGUUUUAUUGACACGGAUGCCUGUGAAACAUUUUCUCUGUCUCCCCAAAGCCCGACCUAUCCAACUGGAGUGCAGCAUCCAUCAUUGAGGACCUUAGGUGCCAGGGUCUGUGAUGUCUCGAAUCGUGUCUUUGGCUUCAUGAAGGGAGAGGGUGACCAGCUCCAAGUCAUGGUCCACGCAGAAAUUCUAAAUUCCAACUCUAUGGUUUCAAUGGGUAUUUACAGUGAGAUCACACAAUCUGUAUUGCAUUGCGGAUACCUAUACAAGACAUCAGCCAUGACAAAACUACCCAGCAGCAAGAAAUGCAAAGAUGAAUUCCAGAAGCAGUGGUGCUCUUUGGACAGGUCCCUUCUUUUCUACGAAACAGAUAAAAGUACUGAACCAAUUGGGACAAUUAAAAUGAAUGACAUUGUUUGUAUUGGAGUGAGCAGACCACAAUCACUAGCCAACUCUGGCCCUACAGACAGGUUUCGAUACACAUUCGAAAUUUUUCUCACUUCAGAAAAGCUUUUUCAGUUUGGCACAGAUAACCCUGACAGCCUACAGAUGUGGACAAGUUCCAUUGCAAAGGGCUUUACUGGUUUGAGUUUGCAUAGCUUUUUGAAUUGUCAAUUUGAUCGCAUUGGAAAACUACGUUAUAAAUCCAUGCAAAAUCCUGGACAAUGGCAGGAGGGCUGGUUCAUACUUAAUAAAUCCAACCUGAAAUUCUGCUCAGAAGAGGGUGGAUUGGAGGAAGAGAUUGUUAACCUCAAGAGACUCCAAGAACUGACUUUCACUAUUCUGAAUGAAAACAGUGAGAAGAAGGAAGUUUUAAGGCUGGUUGAUAAGGAAAGAACAUUGUACCUGCACGGAGUGACACGUCUGGAUUAUUCAGUUUGGUGUGGUGAUAUUCAGAGAGCUGCAGGCAGCCGAGGAAAUGCCCUUAGUGAUCAACAGCUCAGCAGGAAUGACAUCCCCAUCAUUGUUGACAGCUGCAUUGCCUUCAUCACCCAAUAUGAGAUGCAGCUUCUUGAAAACUGCAUUAGGGAACUGGAGCUCGAGCUAGAUGAAGUCCGGAUCAUUCAGGAGGCAGAGGGGGUUAUUGAGAGGAGUUACAAGGAGGUGGUCACACUUCAGGUGCAAGAAGAAGAGAUUACCCACAAAUCCCAGCGACUAAAACAGUACAAAGAAAUCAUUCGUGAACUCCCAAGGGUUAACAGAAUGACUCUCGCUGCUCUGAUUGGUCACCUUUACAGAGUCCAAAAAUGUGCUGACCUGAACCAGAUGUGCACCAAGAACCUGUCAUUACUUUUCGCACCCAGUUUAUUUCAGACAGAUGGGAAAGGGGAGCAGGAAGUCCGAGUGGUUGAAGACUUGAUUGAUAACUAUGUGUCAGUGUUUGAUAUUGAUGAUGACCACGUGACUCAAAUGGAUUUGGAAAACAGCUUAAUUACGACAUGGAAAGAUGUCCAGCUCUCCCAGGCUGGUGAUCUUAUCAUGGAAGUAUAUGUUGAGACAAAGGCAACAGACUGUUGCAUGACACUCAAGGUUUCACCUACAAUGACAUCGGAGGAACUAACAAAUCAAGUGCUAGAUCUGAAGAACAUAUCAUCUGGAGAAAAGGAGGUCUGGGUUACCUUUGAAGCUAUUGAAAAUGGUGAACUGGAACGCCCACUCCACCCAAAGGAAAAGGUUCUGGAGCAAGCUCUCCAAUGGUGUAAGCUAGCAGAGCCCAGCUCAGCCUAUCUGGUUGUCAAAAAGCUCCCUGCAGGAGAAGGAGGAAAUCUUUAUUCAGCAAUUAAAAGUGAAGCUCCAAAGUGUGGGAUGUUGAAGUGUCGAGAAGAGCCACCAAAACUUCUGUCUGGAAACAAGUUUCAGGAGCGGUAUUUUGUUUUACGAGACCGUAAGCUGCUUCUUUUUAAGGAUAAAAAGAGCUCCAAGCCUGAACGGGAAUGGUCUGUUCUCUCACUGAAGGUUUACCUGGGCAUUAAGAAGAAGCUGAAGGCACCAACAGUGCAGUGGGGAUUUACUAUAUGCUCAGAUAAGCAGCAGUGGUUCUUGUGUUGUUCAGGGCAGUCGGAGAUGUGGGAUUGGACAGCCAGUAUCCUUCGAGCUCAGCACGAUGAUCUACGGCCUGCAAUUCUGAGGCGUCAUUCAUCAUCUGAUGUAUCCAAGCAGAAAUUUGGAACCAUGCCACUCAUUCCAAUUCAUGGGGAUGACAGCAAUGCCAUGAUGUUGUCAGCAAACCAAACACUGGAUUUGUACCACUGUUUACCACAUGAUCUGGACCAUGAAAACCAUUGGACUAUCUUUUCACAAUCCCAUACAUCCUGA